AUGCCCGCCCAGCCGUACAUGUACAAUCCGCCCCAGCGGUGGUCCGCCACCUCUGACACCCUCUACGGCUUCGAUCCCAAGGCCGUCACCAAGGCGAGCCGCGUGCCUCCGAAGAGCCCGCCGAAGCAGCAGGACGGCCCGCUGGUCGAUUUCAACCGGCAUCCCGACAGCUAUGCUGCCUUGUCUAGUAGCAAGAGCAAUGUGAAGCCAAUGAGCCCGAGGGUCAAGGUCGCCAUCAAGUCGGUGCGCUGGGUGCAGUUCGGCUUCCGGAUACUCCAGUUGAUCGGCGCGCUCGGUCUUCUCGUCUGCGUCAUUUGCAUCAAGGGCACUCAGGUCACCGAGGGUUGGAUCAUCAGGGUCCCAGCUGCUGUCGACAUCGUCUGUGAUCUUUACGCAAUCUACCACCUUGUCCGCCCUGCCAAGAGUCGCGCUCCUUCCAGCUCUGCCAGCUACCAUUUCUUCUCCCUCAUCAUCGACACCGGCCUGAUUCCCUUCUAUGUCUUUACCGCCCUGCUUGCCAACAGCAACUGGCAAGAUGCUCCGGGUACCGAUGGACGCUGGCGCACCUUCUUUAACGCCGAUGCUGCUACCUCCAGCAUCCUGCUCACGACCUGGCUGACUUCCGUGACUGUCGGAGGACUGCAUCUGAUCUCGAUGGGUCUUGGACUCUACCUUGUCCUGAUCUUCCGCAAGAUCGGAAAACUUCCACCUGACAUGAACCCGCUUGAGGACAACCUGACCUCGCGCAGGAGCACUAGGCAUAAGCACAAGACCUCGUCCCUGUCCAACAUUACCAUACCCCCGGAGAAGCGCUUUAGCGAUCUGUCGGGUAGCACCGCCAUGUCCAGCCCCACCAGGUCUUCUUAUGGUCAGGAAGAUCCUCUGAUUCCCGACGUUCGGACCAUGCCGUUUAUGGAUUCACGGAGAAAUUCCAACGUGCCCUACAAUCCUCACAACCCUCAAUCAGCCCGUGAGUCGCGUGUGUUCGUGCAUGGUCGGAACGACAGCAUGGUCCCGGCCAAACUCGACCUGAAGAACCUUCCUAAGAUGUCUCCGGGGGGCUACGAUUCCAUGUCACCCAGCUCUUCUCCCGGCAGGUCGCCCGUCCGUUCCGAGAAGUCCAAGAAGCGCCAGUCUCUGAAGAACGACAACUGGUUCGUCCAUGCAGAAGGCGAAGACUUCUCCGCCUCAGAUGAGGAGGAGGAAGUGACGGCUAAGAAACCACUGGUCCGGCGUUACUCGUUCGAAGCCGAUGAUGACGGCGCCGUCGCCACCACCACCGUGUAUGCGGACAUAGUUAACCACCAGGGCCCGCUCUCCCCGCUCUCUGACGGCGAAAACACCGGCCACCUGCGCCCGCAACCGCUCCGCAUGAACCCUCCCUCGCCGCAGCCGAUCGCGGACCACAACGCCAAGAGAGCCUCCAUGCCCCCGCCCAUGCCCUCCUUCCAAUCCGAAAUCGGCUCCAUCUCGUCCGAACGCUCCUCUGACAUCGGCCGCGCCAUGACCAUCAACUCGACCGUCACCCGCACCACGGACGCCUGGGGAUACUUCCCAACCCACGGCCACCACGGCCACGGCCACGGCCCCGGUAGCCACCACAACGGCAGCGACAUCGGCGGCGACAUCAUCGGCGGCGGCGCCGGCGGCGCCCGCAGCACCGUCGCCGAGCCCGCCGGCACCCACUCCAACUUCUCGCCCUCGCGCAGCCCCACGCGCAAGACGCGCUACUACGGCGACCUGCGCGACGCCCAACAAAGCAUCUUGGGCGGCGGCGCCGGCGGCGCAAACAAGCCCCGCGGCAUGUUCUUGCAACAAAAGCAGCAGCAACCGCAGCCGCAUCAUCCUCAUCCCCAUCAUCCGAACCAGCUCCUCAACCUCCCCGCCAACGCCGGCGGCGGCACCACCAGGCGCUCCAUGGGCCGCAGCCCCGAGCGCCCCGCGUACGCGCGCGUCGAGAGCAGCCCGCGCGUCGUGAGCAGGAGCGGCGUCGACGUCGAGGUCGUGGACGGCGAUUUGGGCGACGUGAAGAGGGGGGGUGCUGGUGCUGCUGGAGCGGCGUUGGCGGGAGGCGGCCGCAGGCUGAGGGUCGUGAGCGGCAAGGCGGCCGAGGAGGGGCUGGCGGGGAAUUGGGAGCGCGAGGGGAUGACGAGGAGGAAGAUUAAUUUACUGGUCUUCAGGAAGAUCAGCCAUGCUAGCGGAUUCCCGGGCUCAGAUGACAGUGAUAGUGAUGUUGUGGUGCAGGAGGUGAUACGUCACCAUGCCAUCCUCAGCACCGCCGCAGCCUCAUUCUCAACUCUCGACAGCUAUCCCAUCAAGGCACAGCCAAAGCACAUGCAACAAACCUCCCGCAGCCUCUCUCAGAACCCGCAGCCAUAUCCGACCCGCGGCAGACGAGCACUCACUCUGCAACUUACACAGGACACCAUGACGCGAAGGACAAAAAAGCUGGUGCUGGGGCCGCCACCGAUACCGCGCGAGUGGUCGCUUCACAGCAACGAGGAGAUGGAGGUCGAGGGAUUUAGAAUCAAGGGCACGGCACAGCAGGUCAGAGGCGGAGGCGGAGGCGGCCCCGGCGGAGAAAACGCGGCCCCGGCGCGACGCCAACCAGGGCGCCGAGGAGCCGCCAGCGAUCGCUCCGCGCCUCGUCCGGUCCAGUGCAAUCCGAACCUCGUCGCGCUGGGUGCGCCCUCCAAGCUCGACCGGUGCAAUCCACGCAACCACAAAUCGUCGAGUGCUGCUGAGCCGCGCCGCGACGAAGCCUGCGACGACGCCUGCGACGACGGGCCAAGGCUAGCCAGCCUGCGAUAUCUGACGCCCUACGGCCAGCCGACGCCGCUGAGCGACGAGGACGAGACCACCAUGGCGCCUGCUCCCGCGCCGCUGACGGCCCCCAACGGCCACCCGGGGCCGCAUCCCUCCUUCAUCGAGGUCGCGAAGCCCUACGUCUUCCAGCAAAGGGUCGAGCAAUUCCUCGCCGCCAUCGGCAUGCCCGAGGCCAAGGAGGACAGCAUCCGCCUGCAAGGUGUGCAACUCAUCGACAACGUCAGGAAAUCAUUGCAACUGCCCGUCCGCACAUUCAAUACAGCAUGUGUUUACUACCACAAAUUCCGUCUGAUCCACUCAGACAACGAAUACAACAUCGUCGAAGCUGCACUGGCUGCACUCUUCACAGCCUGCAAGAUCGAGGACACGCUCAAAAAGUCCAAGGAAAUCAUCUGUGCCUCGUUCAACCUGAAGCUAUCCCCAGCAGACCAGCUCUCCCCCGACGACCCGCGCCUCCAGCAACUGGAGCAGCCCUCCAAGGUCAUCAUAGGCCUCGAGCGGCUGAUGCUCGAAGGCGCCGGCUUCGACUUCCGCAGCCGCCAGCCGCAGAAGUUGGUCAUCAAGCUGGCGCGCUGGUGCGCCUUCGCCAAGGACCGUGUCGGCAAAACCGCCUACAACAUGUCGCUCGACCUGUACCGCACCUUCGCACCGCUCAAGCAGACGACGGCCGCAAUGGCCCUGGCCUGCGUCGAGCUGGCCGCCCGCCUGUGCGAUGCCCGCCUGGAGCGCGUUCAGGCUCUCGAAUACGCGCGGUGGAAGGUUUCGAGAGCAGAGGUCAUGGAAACCAUGCUCGACCUCCUCGACCUCUACACCCACCACCGCAACACCAGCCUCAUCGGCCCCCACCACCCGCUCGACACCUACAUCAACGUACGCAUCGCGCUCAACGUAGAAUCCAAGGACGCCCAUCUGCCCCGCUACACACAAUACGCCACCAGCACCCCCACCCCAUCAACCGCCACUACGACCGCCGUCGGCACCCCUACCACCACGACCACCAACACCACCCUCCCACCCAAGCCCGUCACCACAGCCGCACCCGCACCCUCACACACGCCCAACGGCCUCCCCCCGAAACCAGGCACCGCCACCACAACCCCAACACCCGCAACCGCACCAGGCAGCACCAUCGCAAACGGCACAACACUCCACCACCUCCCGCCCACCGCACCACAACAGCAACAGCCACAACAGCCACCCACAACAGCAACAACAUCGGCCGUCACCCUCCCCAUCUCAGCCAUCGGGACAAGAGGCGUCGGGGGGACGGUGCGCUUCAUGCUGGACCCAGCGCGCGUGCAGGGCGAGAAGAGGGAGGUGCAGCGGUACUUUGUCGACGAGGAGGAAGAGUACGAGGUUGAAGUCGAAGUGGCCGGCGGCGGCGCUGGGAAUAGCGAUGCAGGUGGGGUUGAGAGGGAGAGGGAGAGGGAUAAGGGCAGGGAGAGGGAUAGAGACAACAGGGAUAGAGACAAUAGGGACAAUAGGGACAGGGAGAGAGAAAGAGAUAGGGACAGGGAUAGGGAGCGGGAUAGAGAUAGAGAGCGGGACCUGAGGGAUAGGGAGAGGGAGAGGGACCGGGGGAGGGGACGGAGGUGA
Molecule: messenger RNA, 4422 nt
Organism: Diplodia corticola
Lineage: Eukaryota; Fungi; Ascomycota; Dothideomycetes; Botryosphaeriales; Botryosphaeriaceae
Product: cyclin
Exons: 8
Coding region: 1-4422 (1473 amino acids)
Biological process (GO): positive regulation of DNA-templated transcription, elongation; regulation of transcription by RNA polymerase II
Cellular component (GO): cyclin/CDK positive transcription elongation factor complex; nucleus
Molecular function (GO): cyclin-dependent protein serine/threonine kinase activator activity
Source: RefSeq, a predicted model, not a curated record